Molecule: messenger RNA, 1194 nt
Organism: Prunus armeniaca (apricot)
Lineage: Eukaryota; Viridiplantae; Streptophyta; Magnoliopsida; Rosales; Rosaceae
Source: the annotation of a GenBank genome assembly
AUGGAGGCUAGGUUCAGGCUAACUGCCUUAAGGCUUCCAAACGGGGGCACUUUGUCAGUGCAGUGCCGACCUCCCAGAAAGCGUGGAGGAAUCGGCGAGUGCUCUUGUCUAGAGACUGGGAAUCGCCAUCAGGACAGCCCGUUCGGCAAACUGAAGCAACCGAGCCCUAACCAAUCAGAGAUCCGGCAGGUCGACAGAGUAAGGUUGAAGGUCCCUGCCGUCGAGAGGUCAUUGCCUUACCAAUCUUUUUCUUUUGCAGUGAUGGACGGGAAAAGAGUUGCCAAGGCAAAAAGGAUGAACGAAUCUUCCAAGAGGCACCUGAUGAUGGGCCUGCAAGGGAAGAAAGCGAAACGGCAGGCGGAGACGGCUCCAGUUCCGUCGGCAGGGGUUGAUCCGGUAGAUCAAACCCUUGCCGACCGCCUGCAGCAACUCAACGCCGAGACGAGGUCUGCUAGUGCUAUAGUGGCUGGCUCUAAGCCGAAGCGGGGGCAGACUACCGAAGCCACCUCUUCCAAGGGUAUUGGCAAAAGGCUGGUGACGGUGGAUCUAGAGGCGGAGCCGGCACCCAAGCGCAGUCGGCAGGGUGUGGUGCCAAUGGCGAUCCUUGCUGCCGAGGAUGACGAUAACCCGGCGAAGCCAAUCACGAUUGGUUCACAAAUGGAGUUGUCCGAGAUUGAGGAGCUGCCGAAGAAGCUUCUACGGGAGGAGGCUGGGCGCGCCUUCCGUCUCCAGGCCUUGCGAGCCAUCACUGCCGCCGAGCGUGCCAAGAAGGCGUACGAGGACGGCCGUGCAAGAGUUGCCGAGACUGGCAAAGCCCUUCAGGACCACGCUCAUCUGCUGAAGGACAAGCAAGCUGCCGAACAACAAGUUCAGGCUUCGGAGGCCAAGCUAGCAGAGAUGACGGUGGUCUGGAGUCUGCGCAGUCAGCAGCAAAGGAUGCCGAAGUUCUCUAUCUUGCUGGAUAAGGAAGUAGGCUCUGAGAUGGUGGAUCUGCUCUACCGAUUCAAACGGUACAACCCCGGACAAAAGCUCAACCUCAACUUCAUUGCCAAUCCUCCUCCCCUUCCGGAAGGCAUGACUGAGGAGAUCAUUGAAGACUAUGAAGGGGAGGACGCUCCUGGUGAAGCCUUUGUCGCCGAGGGCUCUGCUACCAAUGAGGGUGCCGAUGACGAUGGCGAGGAAGCCGCUGCUUGA